GGUCAAAGUCUCGUUCUCACGUGAAAUCCAAAAUGGUGGAUAGGGGAGGACGUUUGAUGUGUUUUGUGUCUUUUUAAGCUAAAUAAUGUCAGAAAACUGGAAAAGACUGACAAAGCUCUUGCAGGCUUCCGCCUCGAGCAAAUACACUCGCGAAAAGGUGCUUGUAGGCAUAGCAAUAUGUGCUUUCACGACAUAUUCUGCCAGAAGAUUGUACCCAAGACUUCUUAAAAGCUUAAAGAAAAGAACUAGUGGGGCUAACGACCAAUUCUCGCCAAAGAAAGACUCUCCUAAUGUAGAUAAACGAUUCUUCAAACAACUUAGGUAUUUACUAAAGUUGAUUUUCCCACGCAUUUGGUGUAAGGAGAUAGGAAUUCUGUCUUUACAUACAUGUACUCUAGUUGUUAGAACAUUAAUUUCAAUCUAUGUUGCCAAACUGGAUGGAAAAAUUGUGAAGACCAUAGUGAAACGAGAUGUUAAGGCAUUCCUCCUACUUCUUAUGCAAUGGAUAGGUAUUGCGAUCCCAGCAACAUUCGUCAAUAGUUUGAUUCGUUUUUUAGAAAGCCAGUUAUCACUUGUGUUCAGAACAAGAUUAGUUGAGAAUGCUUAUCAAGCAUAUUUCCAGGACCAGACAUAUUACAGAGUCAGCAAUCUUGAUAGUCGGUUGCCAAAUGCGGACCAAUGUCUCACUGAAGACAUAACUCUGUUCACAAAUCUGUUAGCACACUUGUACUCACAUAUAACAAAGCCGCUAUUAGACGUUGCGCUGAUGUCUUUCACGCUGUACAGUCUUGCCGCUAGUCGAGGAGCUAGCUCAUCCGUUCCCACCAUUGUAGCAACAACUGUGAUAUUUGUAACAGCAGAGAUUCUCAGAGCUGUGUCCCCAAAGUUUGGCAAACUGGUGGCUGAAGAAGCGAAUCGGAGAGGUUUUCUACGUUAUCUGCAGUCAAGAAUUAUUACAAAUGCAGAAGAGAUAGCUUUUUAUGGCGGACACAAGGUUGAAUUAGGCUUACUGCAGAAAGGGUAUUUGAGACUGAAGAAGCAGAUGGAGGUGAUAUUUUGUAAGCGGCUAUGGUACGUUAUGUUGGAACAGUUCCUCAUGAAAUAUGUGUGGAGUGCUAGUGGUCUCAUCAUGGUAGCAGUACCCAUCAUCACCACUGCAGGAGUCCGCUCAGAUGGUUCACGUGUGAACGAUGAUUUAGAUGGCGGUGUCAGUGAAAGAACACGUGCCUUCACCACAGCCCGGAACUUACUGAUAAACUCCGCAGAUGCCAUUGAGAGGAUGAUUUCGUCGUAUAAGGAGAUCACGGAACUGGCUGGUUACACAUCACGCGUGUACAACAUGUUCACGGUGUUCGAUGAUGUCCGCAGGGGUAAAUACGAGCGUAACAUGGUGACGCAGGAUGACAAAACCUCGACCAAGAAACAGCUAGAGAAACUGGAAGGGCCCCUCACUGCUGGAGGCGAGGUUGUUAUUACUGAUGGCAGUAUCUACAUCAAGGACAUGCCCAUUAUAACACCGAAUGGUGACGUGAUAGUGAAAAGCCUGUCAUUAGAGAUGAAGCCAGGAACCCAUCUCCUGAUAACAGGGCCGAAUGGUUGUGGGAAAUCCUCUCUGUUCCGGAUACUGAGUGGGUUAUGGCCGGUGUACAGUGGAAAACUACAUCGACCCCACCCGUCUGCUAUGUUUUACAUUCCUCAGAGACCAUACAUGUCUAUCGGAACAUUACGGGACCAGGUUAUCUACCCUGACAUGCCGGAGGACAUGAGCAGGAAGGGUUUUACUGAUGCAGACCUCCUUGACAUUCUUAACAUUGUCAACCUUCACUACAUCGUGGACCGGGAGGGAGGAUGGAGCGCAGAGAGUGACUGGAAAGAUGUGUUGUCGGGCGGCGAAAAACAAAGAAUGGGCAUGGCACGGAUCUUCUACCACAAGCCUCAGUUUGCACUACUGGAUGAAUGCACAAGCGCUGUGUCUAUUGAUGUGGAGAGCAAGAUUUAUCAGACAAUCAAGGACAAAGGAAUCACCCUGCUGACUAUUACACACAGGCCAUCACUCUGGAAGUUCCACUCGCACCUUCUCCAGUUUGACGGGGAGGGGGGCUGGAGACUGGAGAAGUUUGACACCUCCACCCGCCUCUCCCUCAACGAGGAGAAACAAAAGCUUGAAAACCAGCUGGCAGGAAUUCCCAAGAUGCAACAGAGGCUUGCAGAGUUGUGUACCGUGCUUGGGGAAGACUCAGUUCUUCUAAACAAACAUGGUAGCUUUAAUGACCUGGAAACCCUGCAAAGAGAACUUGACCAGGCCGAUGAGGAAGAAGAAAGCUGAUCAUUGGUCAAUUUGUGUAGAAUAUGAAAUUUGAUUGGUUUUAAAUUUGAGUAAUUGGUAACAAGACACUUGAUUGGUCAAUUUUGUGUAGACCUGAAAUUUGAUUGAAACUUUGAGUAAUUUUUCAACAGAGCUAUUGAAUUCUGUAGGCAUGUUACUUGAUAGGUUCAAAAUUUGCAACAGUUAUUUGAUUGGUUCAAAAUUUGCAACAGUUAUUUGAUUGAUUCAGAAUUUGCAACAGUUACUUGAUUGGUUCAAAAUUUGUAACAGUUAUUUGAUUGGUUCAAAAUUUGUAACAGUUAUUUGGACAGAAUUAUAUGACAUAAAAAUAUGAUUUGAGUCCAAUAUUGAUUUUUUGUUGAAGAAUUGUGAUUUAAAUUCAAAAAUUUACGUUUUAAUUGGUAAAUGAUUUAACAGCAAUAUUAAUUGGGUACUUAAUAUUGAAUUAUUUUAAUUUUAGGAUAUUAGAUUUAUUAAAUGAAUUCAGUUGUGUUUAUUAAUUAAAGGGACACCCUCACUAAUUUUAUGUUGCCAACACAUUUUUUAAACAUUGUUAAAAUUUAGUUUAUUUUAUUAAAUUUUAUGAAGAAAUACCAAAUGGCAACUAACAGAUCUACAUUUGAACAACUAUUUGUAAUGAUUAAAUCCAAGUCAAAUAUAAUUCAUUUUUCAAUAGCAUUAAGAAUGCUUUCCAGCAAAAUAGAGCAUAAAUUUUUAUUACAUUUUUAAAUUAUUAUUUAUUAUACAGCUCUGAUUUGAACUUAUUAUGAUGUUUCAUCAUUGAAAUAAGGAAUUUGUUUCACACAAAAUUAUUUAAUUUUCCUUAUCUAACAGUAUAAAACAUGACCAGAAUUAUCAUUUUAACAGAUACAAGUUUUAUUGGUGCUAUUUAGUUGAGAUGGUAUGUGUUGUCUGUUGAGAAAGAUUCUUUUAACCUUUGGUUCUGUUUUUUAUCAUACAUAAGUUGACAAUUAUUGAUAAUGUAAUGCCAUACAAAUAAAAAAUGUCCAAUUAUGGGUUAUGUUUAUCUUUCGUUUUUAGGGAUUUGAAUUCAAUUCAAUUUUAUUUAGACAUAUGAUCAUAUGUAGACUUUUUAUACAUUAACAAUCAUUUAAUUAAGAUGAGUACAAAAGGUAAAUCCAUAUUUGUUUGAUGAAGAUGGCAAUGUUUGUAUCUGAUUUCCAAAAUUUAUAUUGAUAGCCCAGUAUUUAUAUAGAGUUCCAGCUUGUUUGUUUUGCCAAGUCAGGCCUUAAUUUCCAAAAUAUCUUUAAAGCUGCUCUCUCACAGAUUGACUGUUUUCACAACUUUUUAUUUUUUUUGUCUUGGAAAGAGCUAAAUUAAGCAUGAAUGUCUGAAAACCAGUGAUAAAAGACUGUUCAAAACGUUGUAUAAAAGUAUAAAAAUGUUACUAAUGCUUUAAUAAAAAUGGAAACUUUGUCAGUUUUCCAAAAAUUUGAGAUCCGUUCUAUUGUGUGUUAUCCUAUAUGACUGAUUUGAAAACACUGAUGCCAAAAUCAGCUGAUUCUGAGACAAAAAAAUGAAAAAGUUUGGUCUAUCUGUGAGAGUGCAGCUUUCAUUUUGCAAAAUGACAUGUUUAAACUCAUAUUUCUAAACCUAACAUUGUUUAUCAUAGCUAUAUGUAUCUUUAAAAUAAUUUCAUGUAAUGUCGAAAGAUAUAAAAACUCUGAGUUUUAUCAUUUAUGCCAUUUUCUUGAUUCCGAUACAAGUGACUUAAAGGCAGUGUUUAACCCCACCUUAUCCCCACCACCAUCCCCAUCCCGACUCAUUGUUUGUGUCUAAAAUGCUGAUAACGGUAAUAUCAUUUUGGGUACAUAUAAUGUGUUAAACAACACAUCUGGGGCCGGUUGCUCAUAACCUCAGUUAAAUUUAACGGCUCGUUUGUAACGGUCAGUUAUGGAUUUACCUGAUGGUUACGGUAACGUAUUGAUAAAUUUAAUUCAGGAUUUAAGCAACCUGCCUCUGAAGAUAUUUAAUGCCUUUAAUAUACAAUAUAUGUCUUGUAUAUAAUGAGUCAGACGCCUGUGACUGUCACCCAAGAGGUUAUUGGUUUGUUACCUUCACCAGGGGGACUUUCUCAAGGUCUCUCAAAAUUGCCACAAUAACAUUUACUGGUUCCACUCAUAAGUGCUUUUAUAAACUAUCAUUUUCAUCAAAUGCUAAAAUAAAUCAAUUCUGAUAGAUUAAAGUCGCUUUUUGUCUUGGAGAAUGUAUAACUGGUUUUGUUCUGUAAGACCAGAGUUAUAGCCCUUGAUGUAGUGAAACUGGAUAAUUUAAUGAAACUGGAUAUUUUAGUGAAACUGGAUAUUUUAGUGAAACUGGAUGACUUAGCGAUAGUGAAUCCCAAAUUUUUGUGUCAAAUUUUUUUCUACAAAUAAUUGACCUAGGGUUUUGAAACUUUAUAUUGUGUUUAACUUUGUCACUCACUUUGAUUGUUUUUUUAAAAGAAUGUAAUGUCCAUGACAUCAUUUUGUUUGAUAUUUGUAAAACUUACGCGCUAUUGACUAAAAAAUUAUGAAUUUUGUGUACAAUGGGGCAUAUAUAGAAGCGGGAAAACGAAAUUGCGCUUUUAACGAAGUUUUUCUUAAAUACCGGUAGUGUUAAAUUAUAUCAGGUUUACCUCAAUUUUCUAGUACACCAAGGGAAUUUCCAGUGAAUUAAGCCGUGCUGGAAAAUUCUGGCACCCCCCCCCCCCCCCCCACCUCCCAUGCCAGAUGUGACAUAAUACAUUUUACUUUUUUAAUUAUACACUUUAUGUAACCAUAAUUAUGAGAUUUUAAUAGAUGAGUUCCAUAGACAUUAGCUUUACAAAAAUAUAUCUUUAAAACAAAACAAAAUAACCAUUAAAAGAUGUGAUACUAAAGGAAGUUUUUGAUGUAUGCAGUCACUAAAAAUCACUGCAGGUCAUGACGUCAGUAAACAUCUUGCAAGCGAUCCUUGGGCAUGCAGCAUACCCGGUAACUCGGCAAGCUGCGUUACCUGGUAAUGCAGAUGCCCUUGGGUCGGAUUUUUCUUUCCGGAACGGAAACACAUGACAGAUAUUAUUAGUAUAACACAUGAUUAUUGCUGAGAUGAAACCAUGUACUUCAGUAAAACAUUUUAAAAAAUAUUUCGAAUCAAAACAAUUUGUUAUUUCUGCGGUUAUCUUUGAUUUAUCAUAUUUUGCAUUGUUUCCAUUUUCCGCUAGUAUGUAAUAUACCAGAACUUGUUAUUAAUAGAUCGGGUAAGACUUGUUUAGUGGUAAAGGGGUACCCUUCUUGCCCAAGAGGUCGUUGGUUUGAUCCCCACCUGGGGUACUUUCUCAUGGGUUCUAAAAAAGGACACCCAUACUGGUUUGUACCCAGGAAACAGACUGGAGAGUGAAUUUUAUCAGCUUUCAGCUGACUUCACAAUCAAGCUUAUUGAGUUUAAAUUAACAAUUACUGGUGAGUUGGAGCUGUAACUAAUUUAGACAUGUUUCAUGCUGUUUAUAAGUAAUGCUCAAAUCUAUAAGUAAUUCUCAAUCUGAGCAUAGUUUCUUUUUAUCAAUGUAGUCAUUUUGUUGUUGUUGUUGCUUUUGCUGCUGUUGAUUAAGUAAAUAUAUGUACAUGUAAACAAGGACUUAGAGCACACUGCCCCUCAUUUUUUCCCAGACAAUCAAAGUUUGAAGGGGAGAUAUUAUCAGUGGGUCCAUUACAAUAUUUCUUGGCUAGAGUUUAACUUUCAAACUCCUGCAUGGAAUUUAGAAAAACUUCAUACAAUGAUGAAAUAUAUUGAAAGGAAGUGCACUGAAGAAGAUUUAAAUGCAUUUGACCAUGUUCUUCUUCUUUUAAAAGAAAAUAUAAAAAUGAACCAACAAAUGUACCCUCCUCCACAGCCUAGUCAUAUUUAGGUGAGAUUUCUAAAUUUUUCACUGCCAUUUCCUUAAGCAGUGUUCAGGGAUAUAAAUCAUGUUCAGUGAUACCUUUUGUUAUAUACUUUCAUAUAGAUGUAACGAUAAGUAUAUUAAAAUAAAGGAAAUAUUGAUAAAAGAGUUGAGCCCAACCAUUUUUGGAGCAAAAAUUCUGGGUAUUGUGAUAUUUUGUCGUUGUUGCCAGCAUCAUCAUCUUGCAAAACUAGAACUCAAUUUUUUUUUAAAUAUUCAAAUGUAACUUAUGUGUCCGUUGUCAGCUCAAACAUAUUGUAAACAUAUAUAUCCAAUUGCUACAUUAUAUGGUAUUCACUUAUAAAUAUGAUAUAUUGAAAAAGAUUUAAAUGAAAAUAGGGUUUACACAUCUUGCCAAAUGCUGAAUGCACAUUUGUACCAUGGCCAAGAACUCUGACUUUAAUAUUUAAUUGUUAUGCCCCUUUUUCACCGAAAAUAAAUAGAUGAACAGCUCUCUUUGUUUUAAAAGUAAUGCUAUCAAAUUGUUUUGUCUCUAUAGGAUGAAUAAUUUGCUCAGUUUUUUGUUUGAUUAUCUGAAAGCUGUGUUUGCUAUUAUGUAUUCUUAAUGUAUUUUGAUUUUUAAGACUAGAAUAUAUUGUUUGCAUGUAAACUUAUGAUCAAAUUGUAAAACUGUGUCCACUACACAAAUUGUUUUUGACUAAAACACUGCAUUUUGUCUAGUCACCAUGCAAAUUGAAUAUUGAAAUAUAUAUGUUAGCCAUUGA
Molecule: messenger RNA, 6973 nt
Organism: Mya arenaria
Lineage: Eukaryota; Metazoa; Mollusca; Bivalvia; Myida; Myidae
Product: ATP-binding cassette sub-family D member 1-like
Exons: 10
Coding region: 86-2326 (746 amino acids)
Biological process (GO): fatty acid beta-oxidation; long-chain fatty acid import into peroxisome; peroxisome organization
Cellular component (GO): peroxisomal membrane
Molecular function (GO): long-chain fatty acid transmembrane transporter activity; ABC-type transporter activity; ATP hydrolysis activity
Source: RefSeq, a predicted model, not a curated record